Messenger RNA from Neolamprologus brichardi, 1353 nucleotides. Lineage: Eukaryota; Metazoa; Chordata; Actinopteri; Cichliformes; Cichlidae. The record is from RefSeq and is a predicted model, not a curated record.
AUGUCUGAAGAGAAAAACCCAACUUUAACCAUCAAUGAUCUAAGAGAGAGUGAUGCAAACGCUUAUUGCUGUAUGAAGACUACAGACGAGCUGCAGGUAAAGGUGAUUCCUGCCACAGAGGGACAGACAGUAACACUGAUGUGCAGCAGCAGCUGUCCUCUGACUGAAAAGCCUGCAGCCUACAUCUGGUACAAGAACAGAGAGUUUCUCAAUGAGGACUGGUCUCCCUGGUACCAAGAGCUGCUCAGCAGUGAGGAAGCAGUCACAUACUCCUGUGCUGUCAAAGGCUACGAGGAUCUCAGAGCCCCUGAAGUCUCUGUGGGUUCCAUCACAGAGACAUGCUUCAGUGUGACCUAUGCUAAAGGGAGAAUGUGUUCUUACAGGCAGACAUCAGUAGAUGAGCCGUGCUCCAUCACAUAUCCCAGAGAGGUUCACAUAUUGAAGACUCAAGGGGGAAAAGCGGAGUCUGUCACACUGACCUGUAACACCAGCUGUACACUGACUGACCCUCAAACUGCCUACAUGUGGUACAGAAAUAGACAAAGUUAUAGAGAGAAUCAACAUUUAGUUGCUGAAUAUUGGCUUAAUUUUUGGAACUCUCGGGAAGCAAACAUCUUUUGUGCAGUCAAAAGCAACACCUAUCUUCAGUCUGCAGAAGUCUGUGUUCAGGAUAAAAACUGCUGGAGAGUGAAUUAUGUCAGCAGGAGAAUCUGUGCUCUGGAAGGAUCUUCAGUCAACAUCACAAGUGAAUACUCACAUCCUGAUAACAUGAAGCCAGAGUUUAAAUGUUGGAGUAAAAAAUGGAGAAAAGAUGAAGUGGAAGUUGAAGAGCUGAUUGAGGCUGCAGGUCGUGUGGAGUAUCAGGACAACAUGAAGAACCAACACAUCCUGACCAUCAACAACCUGAAGAAGAAUGACUCAGGAGGAUACACAUUCAGAUUCAACAAAGAUCAUGAAGGAUGGACACAGUCUGAUCUGCCUGGAGUCUUUUUGAUUGUCACAGAGCUGAGAGUGAAGAUGAGUCCUUCUGCAGUGGUGACAGAGGGUCAGAGAGUCACACUGACCUGCAGUACCAGCUGUCCUUUGACUGACAACACAAACUACAUUUGGUACUUGAACAGUCGACCUCUGACCCCGAGAGAGAACCAGAACAAACAUCUGAUCCUAGACCCAGUCAGCAGGGAGGAUGCAGGAAGCUACUCCUGUGCUGUGAAAAGCAACAAAGAUAUCAGCUCUGCUCCAAAGACUCUCACUGUCCAAAGUAUCACAGGAACAUGGACACCAGCAGCUGCAGGAGUUUCUGCAGCUCUGCUCCUUUUAAUACUUCUCACUGUCUGCUGGCGGAGGAGGUGA